UAACGUGAGGAAAGCUCCGCUUGUGAUGAUCAUCUAACUUUUAAAAGUUGGAUGUUUGAUCCUCCAACUUAGGUGGAAGAACUGCGCUGCCUUCCAGGAGUCGGACUGUUUCCGUAACACAAGCUUUUUUUUCUCUCCACCGGAGCAGCUUUGAAGCCGUGGGCUCCUGCGCUAAUAAUCCCUUUGCGCCCAUUUGGUGGAAAUCCCCACGUGGUUUGGACUCCUGUAUAAAAACUUUGGGUGUGCGGAGCCCCUGUUGUCGUGAUUACAAAGAGAGAAAGGGUCUCAGCGAGCAGCAUCUUGAAGUACGCACGGGACCUGCGCGCACCGAACGCGGUACCAAGGCGCACGGGCUACACAAUAGACACCGGACCGAGCGGGCGCAGCUGGGGAAGUGGACUUUCUGACUGAUUUCAGACUGCAGAGCGCAGACUGAACGUCUUCUGGCAACCAGGUGGUUUUUAUCUCCACAUAUAAGAGAGUCAGUGUAUCUGAUUCCAGGUUCAACCCAACCGUGGGGUUUCAGAGGCGCGUCAACAAUCACAACUCCUGAGUGCGCCUCGAAAUCAAAUGGAUGAACUGUUUCAUUGCGCAGAGAAGAGACGCAGAGCUGGAUGGCUGAAUGCGCGGUGACUGGAGGAAAUUAACCUCACACAUUCAGCAGUUUGGGGAAUACAAAUCUGUCUGUGGCUUGUGUGGAUUUCCUGAGGUUCCGUUGUGAGAGCGCCGUAGAUGUUCUCCCGGAACUCGCGCAUUUUGUAAAUUAAAAGUAGUUUUAAAGUCAGUGUGCGUGCUUCAACAUUUAUUUGUUUUGGACUCAAGGUUCAGGUUGUGAAACAUGAGCUCACACAGCCUGGUUUUGGCAAGUUUAGUGACGUGUGUUCUGUUCACGCGCUGCAUCUCGGUGACCGGGGCAGAGACUCAGAGCGCGCCCCAGGAGUCGUGCGCCUCCUGCGGCCUCAGGGCGCCGGAUCAGGCGGAGCGGGUGAACAUUGACUUCGUGGAGGCGGUGAAGAGGCACAUCCUGAACCGGCUGCAGAUGAGGGACAGGCCGAACAUCACCCACCCCAUCCCCAAGGCUGCGAUGGUGACGGCGCUCAGAAGGCUGCACGCGGGCAAGGUGCGGGAGGACGGGCGGGUGGAGAUCCCCAGCCUCGAUGGGAAUGCUGCCUUCAACAACGAGGUCCAGGCAGAGACCUCCGAGAUUAUCAGCUUCGCCGAGUCAGAUGAACACACAUCCCCCAAGUCGGGUCUGUACUUCCUCAUCUCCAAUGAGGGCCACCAGAACCUGUUUGUGUCCCAGGCCAACCUGUGGUUGUACUUCCGUCUGCUGCCCGCCGGUCCUGAGAAGGGCCUCCGGAGGAAGAUCACCGUGAAGAUACACUAUCAGGAAGCUGGCGCUCUGAACAGCGCAGAGGGAGGUCCGGGAGGUGGAGGAGGGGGAACAGGACGCUGGGCUCUGGUGGAGAAGCGGGUGGAUCUAAAACGCAGCGGGUGGCACACGUUCCCCCUCUCUGAGGCAGUGCGUGCUGUGUUUGGGAAAGGUAUCCGAAGGCAGGACCUGGAGGUCCACUGUGAGGGCUGUGAGACAGCCGGCGUGGCUCCGGUGCUGGUAGAUCCAGGUGACCCGUCCCACAGGCCCUUCCUGGUGGUGCGUGCACGGCAGGUGGACGGAAAACACCGCAUCCGUAAACGGGGCCUGGAGUGCGAUGGUACCAGCGGGGGCUUGUGCUGCCGGCAGCAGUUUUACAUCGACUUCCGCCUCAUCGGCUGGAAUGACUGGAUCAUUGCACCAGCUGGUUACUACGGUAACUACUGCGAGGGCAGCUGCCCCGCCUACAUGGCAGGCGUCCCGGGCUCGGCUUCGUCCUUCCACACUGCAGUGGUCAACCAGUACCGCAUGAGAGGGAUGAGCCCGGGCUCGGUCAACUCCUGCUGCAUCCCCACCAAGCUCAGCACCAUGUCCAUGCUCUACUUCGAUGACGAGUACAACAUCGUCAAGAGAGACGUGCCCAACAUGAUCGUGGAGGAGUGUGGCUGCGCUUGAGUCCGGCCGAGUAUUCCGGAUCCCAACUCGGAACAGUCAGAAAGGCCUUUUGUACAAACAUGACAUUUUUGUACGGUACACAUAUUCAUCCUGUCUGUAUCUACUGUAUGUGCAAGCAACUCACACAACACUGGCACAGUCCAGCAAACACAGUUAUCAGUGUUUUAUCCAUGCGUGCAUGUGUGUGCCUGUUGGUGCGAGUGUGUGUAUUUAUCUGACUGAGUGAAACACUUGCUGUCUGAGUUCUGGUCAGCAACAGGACGAGAAGGGUAUGACUAUCACCAAAUGCUACUUUGCUCUAGUUUUGCCAUUUCUAGUCAAAAAAUAAUGGCCCAUCAUCUCUUGAAUGAAGAUAAAGAAGCGCUUAAAGACAGUGACAGGAUCGGCCAAUAACGAGAUUGGCAUCAGACCACGCCCCCAUCCCUGCUCCUCCAACCCUUUUAAGUACUUUUAGCACAAGAGAGACCUUUUGUUUUUGUAAAGCACUGACAAUUCAUCAGCUUAUACAACUCAGAACACCAGCACUUCCCUCCUAUGCAGACAGAUACAGUCUGACUGUCCUCUCUGGUGGAAUUAGACCAGCAGUGCUUAAUGCUUUGCAGGAUUAGAGCCUCCCCAGCAGCACAGUGGCAAAACAAAGUCCUCCACGACUCGCUGCUGUUGACUCUGGGCCUCAACCUCAACUUCCUGCCUGUUACCAUGACAACCAGGUGAAGACGGAGCUCACAAGUGCACUUCACUUGUGCACUGGGCGUGACAGAGAGAGAACUGCUUCCUCCUUCCCCCAUAAAGCCUCAGUAGAAGACGGCCUGUGGGCUGGGAGCGUGGAGUUCUGGCCCGAUGGGUCGCCACGGUGCAGUGUAGCACUUGCAGAAACUGAAAUGCACACCCUGAAUAGCACUUGUAUAAAAGAAAUGCCUUCCAAGGGGUACCGAGUGUCCUGUCAGAUCGCUACAUAAGUGCCACAUGAGCUAUGCAAUGUAUAGUAACCUUCACCCACACUCAACACGCUCUAUUAGACGGAGUUCUCGCCAUCUUUCUCUUUCUUUCUCUUUCUAUUGCUCUCUCUCUCUUCAGUCAAUUGUUUAAAAGAAUACUUGAAAUGUUGUCUUUCGCUUCUUUCCAAAGCGAAUGAUUGUUGUGACGUUUGCACUGAAAAGUUGCGGGAUUAGUGAAACAGAAAUUGCCAUUAAAAAGUUAUUUUUAUAGAAGUAAACUGAAUUAUGUCUAAGAUGUAUUUUACCUAAUUAAUGCAACCAAAGAGGCCAAGGUGUUAGUUACUGAGCUGAGAUGGCGAGGCCAUCCAGCUGCUGUGUACAUUACUGUCUUUGAUCAUUUUGGAAAAGGCCUACCACUGUAUCAGGGUACGAUGUAUGAUUUUCUUUUUCGGCUCUAUUUUCACUCUGUUUUGUACAAUAAGCAACACUUACUUUUUCAUCUUAAUUCUAUUUUUUUGUUUCAGUUUUCUAUUUAAUAAGAAUUAUUUUUAGUUCAUUAUGAGUCAUUUAGUCAAAUAAAUGUGAUCUGUACAGUUUAUGUAAAAUAAAAUGUUUUGCUAAAUA
This is a messenger RNA of Melanotaenia boesemani (Boeseman's rainbowfish), 3609 nucleotides long. It is a transcript of the gene inhbb, whose product is annotated as inhibin subunit beta B. The transcript is spliced from 2 exons. Gene Ontology annotation, biological process: BMP signaling pathway; SMAD protein signal transduction. Gene Ontology annotation, cellular component: extracellular region. NCBI's taxonomy places the organism in Eukaryota, Metazoa, Chordata, Actinopteri, Atheriniformes, Melanotaeniidae. The record is from RefSeq and is a predicted model, not a curated record. Bases 839 to 2047 code for a protein of 402 amino acids. Gene Ontology annotation, molecular function: growth factor activity; cytokine activity.